Messenger RNA from Elephantulus edwardii (Cape elephant shrew), 567 nucleotides. RefSeq names its product proteasome subunit beta type-3-like. NCBI's taxonomy places the organism in Eukaryota, Metazoa, Chordata, Mammalia, Macroscelidea, Macroscelididae. The transcript has 3 exons. Gene Ontology annotation, cellular component: proteasome core complex. The record is from RefSeq and is a predicted model, not a curated record. Bases 1 to 567 code for a protein of 188 amino acids.
AUGAAAAUUCGUAGUGUGAGAGCAGUAUCUCAUACAGAUAUUUGUAAAGGUCAUUUAUUCAACUUAGUUGAUGAAAUGCAUCUCAUUGAGAUCCUAUAUGACAAAGAGGACAUGUUUACUAGAGUUUUCAAGACCGUCGCUCAACGCCUCAAGUUCCGACUGAACUUAUAUGAGCUGAAAGAAGGUCGGCAGAUCAAGCCUUACACGCUCAUGAGCAUGGUGACCAACCUCUUAUAUGAGAAACGGUUUGGUCCCUACUACACUGAGCCUGUCAUUGCUGGCUUGGACCCAAAGACCUUUAAGCCGUUCAUUUGCUCUCUGGACCUCAUUGGCUGCCCCAUGGUGACGGAUGACUUUGUGGUCAGUGGCACCUGUGCUGAACAAAUGUACGGCAUGUGUGAGUCCCUCUGGGAACCUAACAUGGAUCCAGACCACUUAUUUGAAACCAUCUCUCAAGCCAUGCUGAAUGCUGUGGAUCGGGAUGCAGUGUCUGGGAUGGGAGUCAUUGUCCACAUUAUUGAGAAGGAUAAAAUCACUACCAGAACGCUGAAGGCCCGAAUGGACUAA